AUGGCUGGAGAUGGGUUUUGCAUUAAUUUAGGGCUAUAUUUGGGAUAUCCUAGUACACCGAAGUGUGUCGAAGGUACAAGACUUGCAUGUCACAGACAAGGUGCUGAAGGGAACGUAGGUGCCGAAGGUGUAAAACUUGCAUGUCUCAUGGCGAUGUGCUUAAGCAUGGGGAUGCCAAAGGCGACAAAAAGCUUGCAUGUUGUAAGGCAAUGUGACUAG
This is a messenger RNA of Prunus armeniaca (apricot), 219 nucleotides long. The record is from the annotation of a GenBank genome assembly. Lineage: Eukaryota; Viridiplantae; Streptophyta; Magnoliopsida; Rosales; Rosaceae.